Molecule: messenger RNA, 4004 nt
Organism: Amoebophrya sp. A120
Lineage: Eukaryota; Dinophyceae; Syndiniales; Amoebophryaceae
Source: the annotation of a GenBank genome assembly
CGACAAACGCCUACGGUCCGGGGAUACACAUGCGGAACUUUUUCUGCCUGCAGCUUGUGCUGUUCUCGUUUCUUGGAUACCAGAUCGCUAGGCUAAGGUCACUCGCCGCCCCGUUCGCAAUUGUCUUCGCCUGUAUAAACGCUGCGCCGACAGCCUGGAGGUUUUUGCAACGGUGUCCGGUUGGGGAACUGAGUUGUUUGGCAUUUUUAUCUACUCGUGACGAGGACAGGGACAAGGUAGUGGCAGCGGCUAAAAACUCGGCGAGUGAGACGACAGGUUCUUGUAACACAACCACCAAGAAAAAUCGGGUAAGUACGCCGACUGUGAACAAAACGGCGCGCCAGCAACCUUUGCUGCGAGGUGGACCUCCACCUCCGAUGAAAAAUACAAGAAAGGACACUUCUGCUGCGCAAGCGCAACAUCAGGGUCCACUGUCCAGAAAAAUAACUGUCUAUUGCCAAACCGACCCGGUGACCGAAUCUGUAAGUUGUUGCGCCUCGCGGGUAAGGCGCGCCGCGUUUGGCGGAAGGAUAGCCAGCAUCCUCUGCAGCAAAAACGGUAACGGAGGUGAUGAAAAUAACAGCAACUUCCUUGUGCCGAAAAAUAGUAGAGCCACACUCUGCACCUUAGCAGCCUUACUAAGUAAGAUUCGACGCCUGGUUUCCUUCGUCCUGCUUGCGGCCUCUUGCUACGGGUUCUUUCUCUACGCAAAGCUCACGCUUUCCUGGCUGCCCUGCGGCCUACCCACGGACAAAAACGAAAACCACGUUUGUGGAAGGGCUGUGAGCUACGUCUUCAGCGGCAGCAAAGACAUUUUAGAACUCGCUGGGUACAUUAAUCAGCGCAUUGUCGAUAGUCGUGAAGAGCUUGAAGGUAUUAAUGUUGGUUCUCCUGCUCUUGAGGCUGCAGCUGCACAGGAGCACGCGCAUGUCAAUCGUCUGCACACUCACACGACCUCUGGGAAAAUAAAGCGAAUCAUGUGGAAUCAGAACGGGUUUGAUUUCGUGAUUCCAAGCACUUCAACUGCGUUGCAGCCAGCAAGGACAAGCAGAAGCGCGAACAUAGUACCGCGGCCCUCUCCCGCUACCACAUCCAUCGCUCUACCGUCGAGCCCAAGGCCUUCUACUUCCAUAGCCGGUUCGAUGAGCACUCUGGGCGCCCUACGGCAGUUCACCAAGGCGCCCCUCAUCGUGCACCCCCACUACGAGUCGGAGGAGUUGCGGCGCCGGGUGCAGUUUCUCUACUCCGGUCUGUACCACUGCACCACCCCGGAGGUGUUUUCCUACCAAAUCAUGAAACCGCUGCACGCGCGCUUCGUGGUGAUUGACAACCGGCGGUGCUUCUUCACGCCCUUCCUCGUCGACGAGGAGUAUUCCUCGAAAAUCAAAGGCUCGAAUUGUGACAGGAACACGGAAAAGCAGUUUGGGAAAGUACUAGACGCGGAAACGGGGGAAAGGGAGAAAGUGGACCAGUUUUAUGACAGUGCACAACCCCCCCUCCCCCUCCUUUGUCUUGCAAAAUACCAAACUCGCGCCUUGCUCGUAAGCGCUGCUAGCAUGACAAAUUUUGAAACCUCAAAUAGUACUACAAUCCGCAUGCAGAUUUGUCAUGCGAAAGCCGCUUUUCUGCUGUUUCUUGUGUUGCUGUUCAUGCAACACAAAUGAGGGGGAAGGGGAUGGGGAGUUGUGCCCUGUCAUAAGUUUGCCCUGGUCUGCCGAAGCCUGUUCUUCAAUCCCCUCCACUUCCGGUUCCGCUUUGCGAACACGGCGUAUUCGCUUUUUGAACGGGUUUCCCCGGACGAGGGCGUGCAGACUGUGAACAAUCCAAGUAGUGAAGUCGGAGCUCCUUCCGGUGGAUCAAUACCGGUUCCGCAACCCUCCGCAACCAGCUCCACAACUACUUCCUCAACAAGUGCUGCAAGCACAACUUCCCAGCGGAACUACCGGUCGUAUCGGCGGGUUGUUACGACAAGGUCCUCUGCUUCUGGAGGUGGCAGGGAGGACGACGAUGAUCUCGGCUGGGACUCAGCGGGAGUUGACGAAGAGAUGACGUCUAUUGCGACUGAAAGUCCACCGCGCUCCAGUAGUGCUCUCGAUGGCAGUGCGAUCGACGGUGAGGUGGAAAAUGUCAAGACAAGCCGGAAUAAUGACGCGCCGUCAUCGAGCGGGGGAACUACACGACGAGCAGCGCCUCCGACACGAACUACGCAGACAAUUACAACAACCCGCGGGCCGCGGAUGCAGAAGUUCAUCGAGAAGCAGUUGGUUCGUGAGCGCAAAGAGCGGCUCAAGUAUGAGAAGAAGAGGGAGAAACGACGAAAACAAGCAAAAAAGAGCACCUCCACGAGCGGUGGCGUAUUGGCAGACUCCUCCACCUUCCCUUUUUUUCUCGACUCCUUCACUUCUACCCUGAGUUUAGAGGAGUCCCUGCUCUCCGAAGAUUACUGGGCCGCGAUUAUUCAGGAGUCGGAUGCCGAUUGUGCCAGCUUCGCGGAGCUGGCGCAGAUGUGGUUCAGCCCCGACUCACGGGAGAAAAGUCCGCACUUGAAGCAGAUCGGUAUUGCGUUGAUGGACGCCUUGGAGAAGCAAUUCGCGAGUACUUGUGGGAGAGAUCCGCUCGUCGUGUUUAUGAAAGGUCGGUAUCUAGAUUACAACUUCAAAAACCAGAAACAGGCUGAGAAAAAGUACGGGGAGGCGUUUGAGAUGAUACAUCAACAAAGAAGCGGACUUUUGGAAAAAACAGCACACCACCGCAGCAAAUCUAGCUCGCGGUUAUCAAAAAAGCAGCAGCACAGUGAAGUGAAGAAGCAAGUGGCACGGAUUGUGAACGACAUCGCGGUGCCACUGCCGGUGUUUGGAAGUAGGGAUAUAGUACAAAAUAACGGCGGGGGGAACAAUAACGAUACGACGACGACAUCGAGGUGGUCCUCGUCGAAGUCAGACUCUUACCUCCCACCUCCCUCGAUGAAUGCCAUGAUGGCGGGGGAGUAUUUGAACUACCUGGAUCUCUCCGUGCAAAAUCCGGAGAAGUCCCGUGAGGCGGUGCACACGAUCCUCCACGCCCCCUACGACUGGCGGCACCAUGCGAACCAGCGGCUGCUGUGCGACGUCGCCGUGAUAUCAAAUGUAAAAAUGUCUGGGUCUGGAAACUUGUGAUGCUGCGUUGGGACUAGGGAAUGCUCUGUCAUGCACAGUCAAGCAUGAGAAAUAUCUGCGCUUCUUUGUGUUGCGUUUUUCGCAUGACAAACUGCGUUUUUGCAUGACAGGCAAAAUCGUCUCUUCUAGGACACGCAUCACAAACUUUUUGGUCAUCCCAGACAAGCAUGACAAAUCUCGUAGUCUUCCAGACCCAGACAUUUUUGCAUUUGAUACGUGAGUCUGAAGGACAACUUUGAGAAUGACAAAGCCACCGCGGCGAAGUUGAUCAGCUACGUCCGCAAACGCUCGCCGGUGCACUGGUGUUUGAGCAACAACGUGUACCUGGCAACCGACCAGCACGACCGCGAGGUUACGGACCGCGUCAAGUUCGAAACGGUUUUGCGCUCGGCGUUCCCACAAGUCGCAGCGGUGGUGGAGCCGCUGCUGGUGCGGAUGAACUGGAAGCAAGAAGAUCCGUACGCGAGUUACGUCGGGGACGUGUUCGCGGAUUUUCAACCGUUGAUGAACAUCCCGCUGAAGGGGUACGGGGUCAAGACGGAAGCGGAUUUGGGCAGGUGGUGUUGAAGAGUUUUAGUGUGGAGUUGGUGUGGAAUUGAUGUGUUUUUUGGAUGGAAAGGUGGUGGACCGUAUGAAAUGAUCGUUGACAUUGUCGUGGAAUGCGUUUCGAGAAGGCGGCUCUAGUGACUUGGCUGUUAGCGAGUAGUUGUGAUCAUGCUCGUUCAUUAUAGGUGGCACUACCUUGGUACUUACUAAGAAGUGAAAGAAUGUAGCGCGCAUCGAACAAGAUGCCGGGAUGUUUGCUAUUUCGCGAAAUAAGUAUUAAAAUUUCAAAAGCCCUAGAGCUAG